CAAACAUAUUAGCAGGGAGUAGAAUUCUUUUCCUUGAUAUGCAUAAAUUUUACUAAAAAGCUGUAUUGGAUGUUUCUGGUUUCUGUCUAUACUGAAAUUAAAUGUGAAAUAUAUUUUAAGCAUUUACAUUACAUUCAGACAGACAUAUUAUUUUUUAGUAUUUCAGUAUUUUAUUGGAAUUAACAAAUACUGAGAGUCGGAAGUAAAACUGAUUAAAUCAAGUAAAGGUUGCGCUUAAUUUCUUAUCAAUUGUGUUCCGACAUGGAAGGCAAACAUCUGUGAGAUGCCACUUGGAAAUUUAAGUCUCGUGAUAUUUCUCUGACAGAAAAUUGAUCAACAUGUCCAUUAUCAUGACAAAUGCUUGUCUGAAACUCACUUUAUGGCUUUCCCCACGAAUUGUAUGAAUUGUGUGUUCUGUUAUUGUAGGGAAAUGAUCGCAAGGCUUUUACUGAAAAUAACAAAUAAGUAGGUGAUUGAUAUGUUAUACAUUACCUACACAAGUUAGAUCUGACUAAAUUAGACCAGUACGUAAUGUGAUAGCCUAGUAACAUUACAUGAGGAUUGGUGAAUCGGAAAUAACUAUCUUGCCGUAGGAAAAUUGUCGCUGGCUUUUUAAUAAAUAUAAGAAAUGUGUACGUGCAUUACAGAACUUAGAAAACACAAAAUUAAUUAGAGAGGACUAAAAAAAUCAAUACUUCCUGUGACAGCACUGCAACAUUGCAUGUAGACUUGUAUGCUGGAUUGGAGAAAAACUAAUCAAAGCCAAUUAGACCGUUAUAGAGCUGUAUUAUUAUUUGGUGAUAUAUGUGAGCUUGUGAAAAUGGAAAGUAACAUGCCUAGUCAAAGAACUGUUGUAAUUGCAGUGGAUGACAGUGAGCAUUCAGAAUCCGCCUUUGAUUUUUUCCUGGACAAUGUAUAUAAAGAAGGUGAUCGUAUCGUGCUCGUCCAUGUUCCAGAGUACGGGGAUCUGCUCACUACACCCUCUUUAUUAACGGACCCAAACAUCGUUUACGGUCUGCUGAAGGAGUCGGAGGAGAAGACACAGGAGCUGGUAGAGAAAUACUCGGUAAAGAUGAAAGGGCGGCAAGUAAGUAUCUCGUGCAAUGUAACUAUGGUAAUAUUUCAUACACUGAUAUUAUAUUACAUACAUGUGUUGGGUAGAGUGGGAGUUGAUAAUUAUAUCGCCGUAGCAUUAUGUGAUUACUUUAAGAUUUUCAGAUCAUUUUUCUUGUUAAACAAUAAAGCAUUUUUGUUGGCGACUAGGAAACCUUUCAUCUUUUGUGACGAAAUCAAGUGUAUUGUGCUUUUGUAGCAAAGUUCCUCAUAUUACUAGAUACGUAUGCUGUCGUAUUAGUGUAUCUUCUCUGCAUUAAACAUUAAAUUUUAAAGUUCCAUAAGGCGUUUAAUUUUAUA
Molecule: messenger RNA, 1413 nt
Organism: Mercenaria mercenaria
Lineage: Eukaryota; Metazoa; Mollusca; Bivalvia; Venerida; Veneridae
Exons: 3
Coding region: 734-1312 (192 amino acids)
Source: RefSeq, a predicted model, not a curated record